Molecule: messenger RNA, 1063 nt
Organism: Telopea speciosissima
Lineage: Eukaryota; Viridiplantae; Streptophyta; Magnoliopsida; Proteales; Proteaceae
Product: xanthotoxin 5-hydroxylase CYP82C4-like
Exons: 3
Coding region: 11-1039 (342 amino acids)
Biological process (GO): defense response to other organism
Molecular function (GO): monooxygenase activity; heme binding; iron ion binding
Source: RefSeq, a predicted model, not a curated record
GUUGGUUGAUAUGAAGAAAUUGUUUGCAGAUUUGACACUAAAUAUUAUUGUUCGAAUGGUGGCUGGGAAACGAUACUUCGGAAAGGCCGAUGCAGACGAGGCGGUGAGGUGGCAAGAAGGAGUUAGAAAUUUUUUUCACUACAUGGGAUUAUUUGUGGUGUCAGAUACAUUUCCCAUUCUUGAGGGUUUGGACUUGCAGGGAUAUGAGAAAGCCAUGAAGAAAACAGCCAAAAACUUGGAUUCUAUAGUUGAUGGAUGGUUGAAGGAGCAUAAGAAGAAGCGAUCGUCUGAUGAGUAUGCCAAGACCAACAAGGGUGAUCAAGACUUCAUGGACGUUAUGAUAUCUAUCAUGGAGGAUUCAAAGUUCUCAUCAACAGAUUAUGAUGCUGAAACGGUCAUCAAAGCUACUUGCCUUAAUAUGAUUCUAGGUGGCAAUGACACUACUGUGGUUACUUUCACUUGGGUCCUCUCAUUACUCCUCAACAAUCCUCACGUUUUAAAAAGAGCCCAAGAUGAGUUGGACAUGCACGUUGGCAAGGAUAGACAAGUGGACGAAUCAGAUAUAGUUAAGUUGGGAUAUCUCCAAGCAAUAGUCAAGGAAACAUUACGACUCUACCCUGCAGGUCCACUAUCUGCUCCACAUGAAGCCAUAGAAGAGUGUACCAUUUCUGGUUUUCACAUUCCAGUAGGAACCCGUAUAAUUCCAAAUCUCUAUAAGAUUCAAAGGGAUCCAAGAAUAUGGUUGGAACCAUUUGAAUUUCGACCAGAGAGGUUUCUCACGAGCCAUGCCGAUGUCGAUCUUCGAGGUAAGCACUUCGAGUUCAUCCCUUUUGGCUCCGGCAGGAGAAUGUGUCCUGGGAUUUCAUUUGCUCUUCAAGUCCUGCAUUUGGGUCUGGCUCGUUUGCUUCAUGGGUUCGAGUUUGCAACUCCUUUGAACGCACCAGUGGAUAUGACAGAGAGCCCAGGGCUGACCAACCUCAAGGCAACACCACUUCAAGUCCUUCUCAGCCCACGUCUUCCUCCUAAAGUUUAUGGAUAAAAUCUUGCUAUAGAGAAUAUUCAG